Morchella importuna is the source of this 759-nucleotide messenger RNA. RefSeq lists its product as uncharacterized. The record is from RefSeq and is a predicted model, not a curated record. The transcript has a single exon. The coding region runs from base 1 to 759 and encodes 252 amino acids. NCBI's taxonomy places the organism in Eukaryota, Fungi, Ascomycota, Pezizomycetes, Pezizales, Morchellaceae.
AUGAUCGAUAUUCCUGCAGAGGAUUCGGAUUACGAGGAGGGAAAGCACCGGAUAAAUGCCAAAGGACUGAGGGUAUAUAUGCCUAGAACUGAUGCCAGUAAUCAAAGGCUAAUUCAGACUCGUGUUAGGCCUCGCGAUAGACAGCAGGAUGCUAUCGACGAUUUAGACCCCAAAUACCUUAGGAAGUAUCCUUUGGAUGUCGGGGUUGCUGACCCAAACUUCUUACAGGGGACGAUCUGGACACCUGCCGGGAUAGCAGCCAAGAGAGCUGCUGACGCACUCCCGGCUGCUGGUGCUGGAGGUGGUGGUGGCGGUGGUGGUGGAGGUGGUGGAGGUGGUGGUGGUGGAGGUGGUGGUGGUGGAGGUGGUGGAGGUGGUGGUGGUGGUGGUGGUGGUGGUGGUGGUCUAGGACCUCCACCGCCUCCGGGUGGACCUCCUCCUCCUCCGGGCGGCGGUGGUGGUGGAGGACCAGCUGGAGGCGGUGGUGGUGGUGGUGGUGGGCCAGCUGGAGGCGGUGGUGAUGGUGGUGGUGGGCCAGCUGGAGGCGGUGGUGAUGGUGGUGGUGGUGAUGGUGGUGAUGGUGGUGGUGGUGGAGGACCAGCUGGAGGCGGUGGUGAUGGUGGUGGAGGACCAGCUGGAGGCGGUGGUGGUGGUGGUGGUGGGCCAGCUGGAGGCGGUGGUGAUGGUGGUGGUGGGCCAGCUGGAGGCAGUGGUGAUGGUGGUGGUGGUGAUGGUGGUGAUGGUGGUGGGCAUCAUUAG